AUGUGCUGGUGGCGAGACGAGCAAGGCCUGAACCCAGUUCAAGUUGCAGCCAAGAAAGGGCAUGUUGAGAUAUUGGAAGAGCUGCUUGAAGAGGAUCUUUUGUCUGUUAUGGAGAGAGUGCACCGCGGUCAAACUGUGCUGCAUUUGUGCAUGAAACAUCGCCAGCUUAGGGCACUGGAGUUUUUGGCGGACAAGUUGCGUGACCUUGUGUAUGCCAAAGAUGAUGAUGGAGAGACACUCUUGCAUUGGGCUGUUAGGACCCAACAAGUUGAGUCCAAAAUUUAUCGAUACUUAUCAAAGAAGAGAGAGCAGACCAUGGUGGUGAUGACCCUGAUCACAACCAUGGCGUUCCAGGCGGCCGUGAGCCCCCCCAGGUGGGGUGUUGUAGGGAUCAGAUCACUCGGGAUUCGCUAA
Molecule: messenger RNA, 414 nt
Organism: Salvia hispanica
Lineage: Eukaryota; Viridiplantae; Streptophyta; Magnoliopsida; Lamiales; Lamiaceae
Source: RefSeq, a predicted model, not a curated record